CUAUGAUGGGUGUAGUGAGUCGCCGGUUAGUUCCUUUCUUGUGAGCUAACUUUUGGAGAAGCAUGUCAUUCCAAGGAGAGGAUACUCGACCGCCACCUGAAUAUGCUGGCAGGCAGUCCAAUGAGCGAGAACGUGAAGAGCCAGCACCAAGAGACAUACCUGAGCGUGGUGAUGACGACAGAGCUGGAUUUGAUGGGCCUCCCGGCACAGAAGUUGAGAGCAUUAUUGAGAGCAACUGGGACGAGGUGGUCGACAAUUUUGAUGAUAUGAAAUUGAUGCAGAACCUCCUUCGUGGAAUUUAUGCCUAUGGCUUUGAGAAACCGUCGGCUAUCCAGCAGAGAGCUAUUAUGCCUUGCAUCAAGGGCUUUGACGUCAUUGCCCAGGCACAAUCUGGAACCGGGAAAACUGCAACGUUCUCCAUAGCAAUUCUUCAGCAAGUUGACAUUUCAGUACGGGAAUGCCAGGCUCUCAUACUGGCACCAACUAGGGAAUUGGCUCAGCAGAUCCAAAAGGUCGUUAUUGCACUGGGUGAUUAUAUGAGUGCUCAGUGCAUGGCCUGCAUUGGUGGCACUAAUGUGCGUGAGGACAUGCGCAAGCUUGAACUAGGCGUACAUGUCAUUGUGGGAACACCAGGACGUGUCUAUGAUAUGAUUAACCGAAGAUCUUUGCGUGUCGACAAGAUCAAGAUGUUUGUAUUAGAUGAAGCUGAUGAGAUGUUGUCCAGAGGAUUCAAGGAUCAAAUCUACGAUGUGUUUAGAUACCUGCCUUCGACAAUACAGGUAAUCCUAUUGUCAGCUACUAUGCCAGCUGAUGUGUUGGAGGUGACCAAGCGUUUUAUGCGAGAUCCCAUCCGUAUUUUGGUGAGAAAGGAGGAGCUGACCCUUGAGGGUAUCAAGCAGUUCUACAUCGCUGUAGAACGAGAGGAGUGGAAGCUGGACACACUCUGUGAUCUGUACGAGACACUCACAAUCACACAAGCUGUCAUUUUCUGCAACACUAGGCGAAAGGUCGACUGGCUAACAGAGAAGAUGCACAGUCGUGACUUUACCGUCUCGGCAAUGCAUGGUGACAUGGACCAGAAAGAACGUGAUGUCAUCAUGAGAGAGUUCCGUACUGGCUCCAGUCGUGUUCUUAUCACUACUGAUCUGCUGGCUAGAGGAAUUGAUGUUCAGCAUGUUUCACUCGUAAUUAACUUUGACCUCCCAACAAACCGAGAGAAUUACAUCCACAGGAUUGGCCGUGGCGGUCGUUUCGGCCGUAAAGGUGUGGCCAUUAACUUCAUGACCGAGGAUGACAAACGCACGCUUCGUGAUAUCGAACAGUUCUAUAAUACUACGAUCGAGGAGAUGCCGAUGAAUGUUGCCGAUCUCAUCUAACCGUGCCGCAGAACAUUUGAAAAUAUUUACUCCUUGAACGCACCGACAUAAAGAAUUGACGAAGAAAACCACCUAGAGUGAAACUGAACGAAUUCUGAUUCUGGAAAGGCUUAUUUAUUGAGCAGAUUGUGUGCAGUAGGCACAAAAGUGGUAUUUAAGUACCACCUGGCACUGUUGUGCUUUGUAAAACAAUUGAGCACAAUAAGCUGUAUCGUCUUGUGCAUAUUGUGAAUUGAGGUGGAAUGAUAUUUUACCCUUGGGCUUGAGUUCUGUUGUACAUUCUUGAUGAACAAUCCAAUUCUGAGUUAAUAUUAAAUACGUUUGGAUUGUUCAGAGCUGUUGUGUGGUUGCACGUACUGGGUCCUAAAAUCCAGCCGUUUUCGUCUUGCUGUAGCUGCAGCAUAUUAAUCUCUAGGUGUUUAGUAGAAGCCGCAAAAGCUCACGGCUUUCGGUAAACCUACGGUGCUGGCUUCGGUCGUGGGGGGUAACUUGAAGCAAUUUCAAGCAAGUGUACAUGCGUGCUGGUAGUUUGCAUGAUUUGCUCUGUACAGAAUCUUUGAGAAAUGUGUUCCCAGUAUUUGAGCUAAAAUCCGAAAGGAUAUUAUAGAAGCCAAUAAUAUAUAGUUGGUUUUUGUUUGCACUGUGUGUGUCAUUUUCUUGCACUGCACUCGGAAUUAGCCAUGCUGAUUUCAUUUUCAUCCAUCAUGUUGUGAAAUAGGAUCGCCAGAAAUUUGUGAUGUCUAAGUAGCAUGCACGCUAAGGUUGUGGUCAGUAUGUCAUAAGUGUAGUGUGACAUGUCCACUCAUUCUGUUCUUAUCUGCUUGAAGUUACCCCCCACAGAAGUCAUGCAGGGAAAUCUAGUUAAUAUGAAAUUAGUCAAUCAAGUUCCCAAUGCUUGCUCCUUGUGACUAUUUGUUGAUAUGAUUUCAUUUGUAUUAACUGAAUAUAUAUAUAUAUUCUAGAUUUAUUAAAAUAUCAAUGUGAGAAAAGUAAACUGUUUGUUCGUUUACAUAUUACUAUUCUGUGGCAUCAUCAUUUGAGCCUGAAAUGUAUUAUUAGGCCUUCGUUUGACACCUCAUGGAAGCAAGUUUAAAUCUGGUUAUAAGUUAAAUACAUUAUCCUGAUUAUAAUUCACCAAUGUUCAACCUAAAAUUCUUGCACAUUAGUUUGUAAUAAGUUUUUGAAAAGUGGAAUUUUUCGAAACAGACAAAUUCUGCCAAUAGAUGGCUAUGCGAAUAGUAUGUUCAUGUGAAGGACGAUGUCCUUAGCAAAUUGCAUGCAGUACACUCAGGAUACCAUGAUCUCAACCGUAGAUUGAGCCCAUGAGCGAGAGCGCCAUCUGUCGUGGAGUUUGUGUCCUUAGAUGAGCUAUAGAUAGAUGAAUUUCGUACAAAUAGUGUUUCAUUCGAAGCAGUACCUUCCCAAAAGCACGUCAGUGUUUCCCUGUGUCAUUGGUGGUCGUCAACGGGAAGAAGAGAAAUUCAUGCCUGGGUGUGGUGACAGCUGUGUUGAUAGUUGGCACCCCAAUAAGGUG
Messenger RNA from Priapulus caudatus, 2910 nucleotides. RefSeq names its product eukaryotic initiation factor 4A-I-like. The coding region runs from base 63 to 1376 and encodes 437 amino acids. The transcript has 10 exons. Gene Ontology annotation, molecular function: ATP binding; translation initiation factor activity; RNA helicase activity. The record is from RefSeq and is a predicted model, not a curated record. Gene Ontology annotation, biological process: cytoplasmic translational initiation. Gene Ontology annotation, cellular component: cytoplasmic stress granule. Lineage: Eukaryota; Metazoa; Priapulida; Priapulimorpha; Priapulimorphida; Priapulidae.